GAAGCCGCAAGCCUCGAUGAGCGUCUGCAAUCUCACCGCCAAUAUCGCAAACUCGAUCGUUGGCUUUGCCGUGCUGACGCUGCCGACAGGGAUGGAGCGGCUGUCUGACAACGGGAUGGCGACCUCCGAGGCGCUCGGCGUCGGCGUCGUCCUGCUGCUGGUUUUCGGGACGCUCAACGCGUGGACGUUUACCCUCAUUGCCGAGGCUUGCGAGCGGACAGGGACCUGCUCGUAUACGGCGGCGUGGCAGAAAACGCUCGGGCCGCGUACUGCGUGGCUGGUCUCGUCGAGCACGCUGCUGAUCAGCUUCAACAAUGCGGUCAUCUGCCAGUCCAUCAUUGGCGUCUGCUUGACAGACUUGAUCGGCUUCUUCCUCGAGCAGCCAGAGGAGCUGCCGCGGCUGCGCAUCCAGCUGCUCGUGGUCGUCGCCGUCCUCUUACCGCUCUGCCUUUUGCCUUCCCUCAAGCCGCUCUCUGCCGCGUCGACCUUUGGCCUCGCUGGAACAGCGACGACAGCAGCGACGAUGGCCGCGCGUGCUCUCGACACGUCCUACGGGCCCGAGGGCAAGUUUUUCGAGGUUGUGCAGUGGGUCCCCACCUUCGAGCAGCGCGCGGCAGACCCUGAGGGCGAGAUCGCCGGUCUAGCCGCGGUCGCGCCGAGCGCGAGCAGCGUGGCCUUCUUCCUCUCGCUCGCAUCGAGCGCGUACCUGGCACACUUCAACGCGCCGCUCAUGUACGCAGAGACGCGCCCCGACCGACACGGCUCGCGCCUCGCCCCUUUCCGCGCUGCCGCCGCCAUCGCCUUCUCUGCUGCAGCUGCGCUCUUCAUCAGCAUCGGGGGCGCCGGGUUCGCUACCUUUGGCGAGGCGGUGCAGGCGCUUGUCAUCAACAACUACGCUGCUGCCGACCCGCUUGCCGCGAUCGCCCGCGUAGGCAGCUCGAGCGGCGGCAAAGGUCGGAUCCACGUCUUCCUCUCUCUCGGCGCCAUCACCGCAGUCGCCUUGGCCGAGCCUCCCCUCGACCAGCUGGCGGCCCUGGGAGGCGCGACGGGUGGCUCCCUCCUCAUCUACAUCGCUCCCGCCCUGAUGACGCUCCGCCUCGCGAGCCGUACCAUCCUCCCGCGGUCGGAGAGCGGGAGCUUCAUCAUCGCCGCCGACAUCGCCGCCGACACGGAAAGCGAGGCGCGUUCGGACGCGGCGCACGGAGAGAUCAGAGUCGGGCUCGUGAUUGUUCUAGCUUAG
Emiliania huxleyi CCMP1516 is the source of this 1240-nucleotide messenger RNA. RefSeq lists its product as hypothetical. Gene Ontology annotation, biological process: amino acid transmembrane transport. Bases 17 to 1240 code for a protein of 407 amino acids. The record is from RefSeq and is a predicted model, not a curated record. Gene Ontology annotation, molecular function: amino acid transmembrane transporter activity. Lineage: Eukaryota; Haptophyta; Isochrysidales; Noelaerhabdaceae. The transcript is spliced from 7 exons.